AGGCUGGAACGCCGCACCGGCGGGCGCUCAUUCCAAUCAACGCGCGGCCUUCGUGAUGACGGCGCUCCCUCGAUUCACGUGACCGGUUGCUCCUGCACAUGCGCCGUUACAGGGGGGCGGUUAAGGGGAGCUGAUGUUGUGUUGGUCUGGAGGGUCCUUGUGUCCAGGAAGAGGAUAUGAGAAGAGCAGCUUUGCAGGUAGAGCUUCCCAACUGAGUACCAUGUGAAGGUCUGACAGAGCCCCUUGAUUCGUGGGACAGGAGAGACGUCCCUCUUUCAGUCCAGAAGGGGAAAAUUCUUUGAACGUUUUUGUCUGCUUCAGUAGGCUCUUAAAGUAUCAUCUUUACCUGAACCACACGGGCACGUGCCUGAGCCAGUUUGCCCACUGUGGGGAAAGGAAGUCUCAGGAGGCAUUCCGCGCACCAUGGAGAAACCGUGGAAGUGUGGGGAUUGCGGGAAAGGAUUCCGCUCCCCCUCCGUGCUGGAGAUCCACCGCCGUGUCCACACCGGGGAGCGGCCCUUCACCUGCUCCGUCUGCGGCAAGGGCUUCACCCAGUCGUCCCACCUGCUGACCCACCAGCGGGUCCACACCGGGGAGAGGCCCUUCACCUGCUCCGUCUGCAGCAAGGUCUUCUCUGACUCGUCCCACCUGCUGUCCCACCAGCGUGUCCACACCGGGGAGCGGCCCUUCACCUGUUCCGUCUGUGGCAAGGGCUUCACCAAGUCGUCCAACCUGUUCUCGCACCAAUGGGUCCACACCGAGGAGAGGCCGUUCAGCUGCUCCGUCUGCGGCAAGGGCUUCUCUCACUCGUCCCACCUGCUGACCCACCAGCGGGUCCACACCGGGGAGAGGCCGUUCACCUGCUCGGUGUGCGGCAAGGGCUUCUCUCACUCGUCCCACCUGCUCAAGCACUGGCGGGUCCACACCGGGGAGCGGCCCUUCACCUGCUCCGACUGCGGCAAGGGCUUCUCUCACUCGUCUCACCUGCUCAGGCACUGGCGGGUCCACACCGGGGAGCGGCCCUUCACCUGCUCCGUCUGCGGCAAGGGCUUCACCCAGUCGUCCCACCUGCUGCAGCACCAGCAGGUCCACACCGGCGAGGGGGUCUUCACCUGCUCAGUCUGCGGCAAGGGCUUCACCCAGUCGUUCACCCUGCUGACCCACCAGCAGGUCCACACUGGGGAGCGGCCCUUCACCUGCUCGUUGUGCGGCAAGGGCUUCACUCGAUCGUCCACCCUGCUGCGGCACCAGCGGGUCCACACCGGGGAGCGGCCCUUCACCUGCUCCGUCUGCGGCAAGGGCUUCACCCAGUCGUCCAACCUGCUGCGGCACCAGCAGGUCCACACCGGCGAGGGGGCCUUCACCUGCCUGGUCUGCGGCAAGGGCUUCCCCCACUCGUCCGGCCUCCAGAUCCACCAGUGGGUCCACACGGGGGAACAUCCUUCCGAUAGACCAGAAGUGCACAUAAUACAGAGGAACUUCGAUUAUCCAGAAUUAGAUGAACCAGCACGGUGGCUCAGUGGUUAGCGCUGCUACCUCACAGUACCAGGGACCCGGGUUUCAUUCCUGCCUCAGGCGACAGACUGUGUGGAGUUUGCACAUUCUCCCCGCGUCUGCGUGGGUUUCCUCCUAGUGCUCCGGUUCCGUCCCACAGUCCAAAGAUGUGCAGGUCAGGGUGAAUUGGCCAUGCUAAAUUGCCCGUCGUGUUAGGUACAUUAGUCAGAGGGAAAUGGGUCUGGGUGGGUUACUCUUCGGAGGGUCAGUGUGGACUGGUUGGGCCUGUUUCCACACUGUAAGGGAUCUAAUUGUCAAGCGACUGAAAUAUACCCUGCAUGUGUCCUUUGGAUAAUCGCGGUUCCUGUGUAUUCCAAAAGUGGCCUAACCAACGUCCUGUCCAGACCCCAACCCCUAUACUCAGUGCUCUGACCAAUAAAGUGAUCUGCAGAAUCUGCGGGACUUGCUUAAUCCUGGGAGGUAAAUCACGUGUUUCUCCUUCUCUUGCAGGUGGAUCCAAGACUUCACUCUCUGUCCCAUUGAGUCUCCAGUCAGGUCCUUCAGCUCAACUGGUCUCUCUCAGUAUUUCUGACCCAUGUGAGCCUCUACGCACCUCCCCUUCACUUGCUCACACUUGAUUUCCCUUACAGCAGCAUUCCCUUCAGUUCCUUUCUCCCUGACGUCUGUAUCCAGCUUCUCCUUAAAUGCCGUCCACCUCGACCUGCUACUGUGGGGGUCAUUCCCGCUGCAGACAGAGGUCUCUCCUUUGUAACCUCUUCAAAAGAUUUACCGCUGACUUCCCCCUUCAGUCUUUUCCAUUACUGGGUCUCCCCGCUGUUGCGAAACUUGGAAUGGUUCAGAAAAUAUUUACAAGGAUGUUGCCAGGGUUGGAGGAUCUGAGCUACAGGGAGAGGCUGAACAGGCUGGGGCUGUUUUCCCGAGAGCGUCGGAGGCUGAGGGAUGACCUUGUAGAGGUUUACAAAAUUGAGGGGCAUGGAUAGGAUAAAUAGGCAAAGUCUUUUCCCUGGGGUUGGGGAAUCCAGAACUAGAGGGCAUAGGUUUAGGGUGAGAGGGGAAGAUAUAAAAGAGACCUACAGGGCAACGUUUUCAUACAGAAGGUGGUGUGUGUACGGAAUGAGCUGUCAGAGGAUGUGGUGGAGGCUGGUACAAUUGCAACAUUUAAGAGGCGUUUGGAUGGGUAUAUGAAUAGGAAGGGUUUGGAGGGAUAUGGGCUGGGUGCUGGCAGGUGGGACUAGUUUGGGUUGGGAUAUUUGGUCGGUACGGACGGGUUAGACCGAAGGGUCUGUUUCCGUGCUGUACAUCUCUUGACAAAGCCUUGUCUGAGGGUGAAAUGUUGUCAUUCCGGUUGAUGCGAGUGGUCCCCUGUCUGUUGUCCUUUUUGUUUCCUUUCUCGGAAAGGAUGUCGCGGACAUGGGCAGCGUUCCCGAGCCCCGCUCCGGAACGGGCUGUUCCGUCCUCUUCCAGCCCGCGGGGUUGGGGGGGGGGGAAGGGGCAGCUUGAGUGUAUUGGGAGAGUGGGCCGUUCACCGGGAGGGUGCCAAUGGGACGGGAGAGCGGUACCGGUAAUGGGGCGAGGGGGAGAUGCCUCAGACCGCCAGAAACACUGGGGCAGCUGCUCGCGUGCUCCUUUUGGAUCUCACAGCACAGGGAGGCCUUUCAUCUGAUUACCUCCCCGUCUCGGUCUCUCUGGCUCUGUCUCUGGCUCUCUGUCUCUCUGUGUCUCUCUCUCUGCGUCUGUCUGUCUCUCUGAGGUGACAGCGGAUUCCAGCGUAUUGCUGCUUGCUGGGUAAACCUGUUUUUCCUCUGUUUUCCUCCUCUCUCUCUCUCCUGCUCAAACCCCUGACCUUCAGGCCGCCCCUGACCUUGUCACUAUCAGUGAAUAGGGAACAGCUUUUCUUCCUCCACCUUAUCUGAACCUAUCACAAUCUUCCCCACUUUCACCAGUUGUAUCUGUGUGUGACCCUCUCUUUCUGUGUCUCUUUCUCUCCUAAGCCCCCUCCCUCACCACAUCCCAUUUACCCACCCCUCCUGUCAUGCUCCCACUUUCAAACGGUCUCGUUGUGUUUUCACUGCCUCCUCCCCAUCAUUUCAGUCAAGCACCUCAUCUCACGCUUAGAACCCCUGCAGUGUAGGAGUAGGCCCUUCAGCCCAUCCAACCCACACCUCACCCAGACCUCUGCCUGUAACCCUGCAAUUCCCAUUGGCUAACCCACCUAGCCUACACAUCCCUGGGCACUAUGGGUAAUUUAGCAUGGCCAAUGCCCCCUAACCUGCACAUCCCCAAUCACUAUGUAAUUUAGCACGGCCAGUUCACCCAAACCUGCACAUCCCUGGAUAGUAUAGGACAAUUUAGCAUGGCCAAUUCACCCUCACCUACACAACCCUGGACACUAUAGGUAAUUUAGCCUGACCAAUCCACCCAAACCUGCACAUCCCUGGAUACUAUAGGACAAUUUAGCCUGGCCAAUCCUACACUAAGGGUGGAUUGGCCAUGCUAAUUUACCCAUAGUGUCCAGGGAUGUGUAGGUUAGGGUAGAUUGGCCAUGCUAAAUUACCCAAUCCUACAUAUCCCUGGGUACUGUUAGGAUAAAAUAGGUUAAGGGAGGGUGGAGCUAUAGCUGCUGUUUGGGGAAUCAAAACUGUAGCUGUAGCUGCUGCUUGGGAAAUUGAAACUGUUGCUUACGUGGCCAGCUCAGCUGCCAACGCCCAAAUGAGCUCAAUAACAGGGAACGUCGAGCAAACGCGAAAUGUCCUAAUAGGGCAAUGCUUAGUAGCUCCGCGAAGCUCUGCUUCGCAAAGAGUAUAUCAGGAGCAGAUUUGGGAGGGGAAGGCAGAACGUGCCUUCUCCAGUGAAUGCAUGGUGAUUCACUGUAUCAGCUACGAUUCUGCAAUAAAGCCUGCUUGUGCCAAACAA
Molecule: messenger RNA, 4428 nt
Organism: Hemiscyllium ocellatum (epaulette shark)
Lineage: Eukaryota; Metazoa; Chordata; Chondrichthyes; Orectolobiformes; Hemiscylliidae
Product: gastrula zinc finger protein XlCGF8.2DB-like
Exons: 2
Coding region: 424-1527 (367 amino acids)
Biological process (GO): central nervous system development; regulation of transcription by RNA polymerase II
Cellular component (GO): nucleus
Molecular function (GO): DNA-binding transcription factor activity, RNA polymerase II-specific; RNA polymerase II cis-regulatory region sequence-specific DNA binding
Source: RefSeq, a predicted model, not a curated record